UGCGACUGGCUGUCAAAUUUACAUCAAAUUUCAAAGCUGUCAUUGUCAAAUAACAUCUAUGAAAUUACUAACAAUUUAUUAACAUUUUAGGACCAUAAAACAAGGUAAUUAUAAAAAACAUGGCAUCUGCAAUGGAUAUUGACGAAGACGAAGUAGAAAUGGCUUCUUCAAGCAGUAGCAAAGGAGACAAAAAGAGAUUCGAAGUAAAAAAGUGGAACGCCGUUGCUCUGUGGGCUUGGGACAUUGUGGUUGAUAACUGCGCAAUCUGUCGUAACCACAUAAUGGAUCUAUGCAUAGAAUGCCAAGCGAAUCAAGCAUCUGCUACUAGUGAAGAAUGCACAGUUGCUUGGGGAGUUUGUAAUCAUGCAUUCCACUUCCAUUGUAUUUCACGUUGGCUCAAAACUCGACAAGUGUGUCCAUUAGACAACAGAGAAUGGGAGUUCCAAAAGUAUGGCCACUAAUUGUUGCACAUCACACAAUAAUCUCUCACCUUAGAAGUGGUCUCAAUUGUCAUUUGGCAUAAUGUGUAACUUUUGCAUUAAGUUUUUUUAAUAAACCAACUGCGAGUACUAAAUUUUUUUGUUA
Papilio machaon (common yellow swallowtail) is the source of this 585-nucleotide messenger RNA. It is a transcript of the gene Roc1a, whose product is annotated as RING-box protein 1A. Gene Ontology annotation, cellular component: nucleus; cullin-RING ubiquitin ligase complex. Gene Ontology annotation, molecular function: cullin family protein binding; ubiquitin protein ligase activity; zinc ion binding. The coding region runs from base 120 to 461 and encodes 113 amino acids. The transcript is spliced from 5 exons. Gene Ontology annotation, biological process: ubiquitin-dependent protein catabolic process; protein ubiquitination. The record is from RefSeq and is a predicted model, not a curated record. NCBI's taxonomy places the organism in Eukaryota, Metazoa, Arthropoda, Insecta, Lepidoptera, Papilionidae.